AUGGGAGCUGGUGAGUAUGCCACAGUGAAGGAGGUGUACACUCGUGCUUGUAAUGCUGAGAGGAUUGAGGAAAAGAGACUAGCUGCAAAGAAGUUGAAAUCCACUCCAGCAGGGUCUACUCCGGUGGCAGAAAAGGGUGAUACAUCUGGUUCCGCUGGUUACAACAAAGGCAGAGGGGGUUUCAAUAAAAAUCGAAACUUUGGGAACUGUGAUUCUGGUGGUAACUAUAACAAGGGAGGUUCCAGUCAGCAUGAGAACCACCCUGGCAAGGAUUGUGAUGGUAAUUUGGUGAAGUGUAAUCACUGUGGGAGGAAAGGGCGCCGUGCUUAUGAAUGUUUUAAUAACCCUAGAUCGAGGAACUUCAGGCCUGAGAUGAGUUCGAGGAAUGGGGCACAAGCAGAUAAGAGACCCAGAAUGGUUCAUGUGAUGAACCAGACUGAGGCAAACACCAAGGGCAACGUGGUCACUGGGUUAGAGAACUCUAGGACUUGUGAUGUAGACAUCUCUAUUCCUUCUGGUGUGAUCAUAACUUGUAAUAAUUUGUAUCCAGAUGUCCCUAUUAUGUGUGGUAGUACCACCCUAGUAGCUGAUUUGAUAGCUUUUCCUUUGCAUGAUUUUGAUGUAAUUCUAGGGAUGGAUUGGCUUAGUAGGCAUAAAGCCAAGAUAGAUUGUGAGAAACAAAAGGUGUCUGUAGUUGGUCCUAGUGGAGUCCAUGAGUUUUAUAGAGGGUCUUCUUUGAAAAUCAUUUCUGCUUUGACUCUAAAAUCCUAUUUGAGGAAGGGUUGUCCUAUGUACUUGUGCCAUGUUCACGACACUAGUAAGGAAGAGCCACGUGUUGAGGAUGUUCGUAUUGCUAAUGAGUUUGUAGAUGUUUUUCCUGAUGAUAUUCCUGGCAUGCCUCCGAGACGUGAUGUUGAGUUCAGUGUUGACUUGAUGCCUGGAACUGGACCUAUUUCUAAGCCUCCUUAUAGAAUGGCUCGCUGA
Molecule: messenger RNA, 984 nt
Organism: Beta vulgaris subsp. vulgaris (sugar beet)
Lineage: Eukaryota; Viridiplantae; Streptophyta; Magnoliopsida; Caryophyllales; Amaranthaceae
Exons: 4
Coding region: 1-984 (327 amino acids)
Source: RefSeq, a predicted model, not a curated record